GCUUACUUUACCGCGGAGGCAAGAGAAAACCGCAUCAGUUAGCAAGAGAGACUUAACACGAGAGGUUCGGAAUAAGCCUUAAGCGAUUACUUGCUAUAGUCAAGCAAAAAAAAAACUUUAUUCUCAAAACAAAUACUAUUUUUUUCUACAAAUAAUUAUACACACGAAUUAACAAAGAAUCAUCAUCAUUGCUAAAGAAUAAUUACCAAAGAGAAUUUUUUAUUGCAAAUCAUCAUUAACAACAAAUAUUGAUCAUCAUCAAUUUUAAUAAUUACGUGAAUUAGUGAGUGUUCAGUGAAAUCAUUGCCAAAUAUUUCAAAAAAAAAAGAAAGAAAUAUUUUUUUAAAUAUAAUUAAAAUUCCUAAAUUACCAAUAGAUUAAAAAAAACAAAAAUUUGAAAAUCAAAAUCAAUUAUUAUUUUUCUGGUAAUGAGAAACUGUGAUGGUGUUUUAUCGUUCAUUGCUGUAUGAAUUUCAAAGAAAUCUACCCCCUGUGCAAUCGAAAAAACGUGAUUUUUGUGAUUUUGUGCCUGGCAGCUUUAUACGUUCAUUUGUAUUUGCAACCACCAAAACCAACAAUUAGUAAACGAUUAUAUUUUUGAGAAUUGUUUUUUUUUUUUUUUUUUGAGUAUUUUAAUCACAUGUUGUGAGUCAGAGGAACAUAUUCUUUUUUCUCAAAAAGGAAAAAAAGAAGGGGGCCAAUUAGUCGAAAAAAAAAGAAGUAAAUGAUUGGAGGAACUAUGGUUCUCUGAUCUAGGCUUUCAGUAAGAAUGAGGAAAGUGACUUGUGCUAUCUUAUUUCUAUUUGUAUUUGAAACAUGUGCCAUCCUCAAUUUUUCCUGGGCUACAAAACCGACCAACAAACGAAAUGUCAACGACAAAGAAUAUCAGAAUCAACAACCAAUGGUAGUUGAACUUCUGGAGGAAGAAUAUCCCGAUGAAUAUACAAAUCAAGAAUCAGACAUUUCCGGUCAAUCAAUCGGCAGAUGGAGAAGCACAGGAAAAGCCCUGGAACCAAAAUGGCGUGAUGGCGAUUCAAUUCCACUUGUUCCAUUUCGUACGGUAACAAUAUCGAGUAAGCCGACAAUAAAAAAAAAACAAAAUUCCGAUGAUAUUGAAAAUAUGAAAAAUUAUUCCACCGCUCAACGUUCAACUCAUUGGCAAUCGCAGAGACAAGAAAAAAGUACAAUAAUCACAAAUGAAUAUAAUUACAAUACAAGUGAAAAGCCCGAACGUCAAAAUAAUAAUUAUCCAAAUAUUCGUAAUCAUGAAAUUCGUCUUUCCCGAAGAAGAAAACCACCACAAUUUGAAAAUGAUGAUAAACAACAAGAAAUAUCAUUAAUAAAAUGUCUCAACGAAACAAAAGAUUUACAUGAGAAUAAUAAUAAUCAAAAAAAGGAAAGUAAACCAAUGACCAGAACACAAAAACUUCCCCACAAUACUAAUGACUAUCUCGAAGGAGUUGCAUUACGUUAUCGUGAAACAUUUCAAAAUUAUCCAAGCGAAUACGAAUUAAAUGACGAAUAUCAGAGACCUCGAUCUCGAAAAAGAAGACCACCACAAAAUGACGAUUUUAUCGAAUUUAAAUCUUCGCCAAUUUCGUCGUCAACGGAAAAAAGUACAACUUAUUCCACAACAAGAUCACAAAGAAAACAAGAAAAUACACGACGCAAUAAUCUCAUUAGAACAAAUCACAAUAGGACCAUUAUCAAAUCACCUAAUGACAAGUCAUCCGAGAAUUCCGAAUUGAAAUCACUUUUAAAAAUGCAACAAAUAGAAGGUUUGAGUCUUUCGGAAAUUCUUCAAAGAAGAAAUUUAACAUUAUCUGAUCUUUUGCAAGGUAAAGCGGACGUUAUCAAUUUAUUAAAAUCCAAACAAAACGAAGAGGAGGAAUUAAAUGCAAAAUCAAAUUCCAUUGAAAUGAUGAAAAUAUCAGCAUCGUCAACAAUAACUGCAUCAGCGAUCAAUGAAAAAAUACCUCAAAUUUUAACCUCCAAUAAACCAAUAAUUCCAUUUAGAAAUUUUGUCAAAAAAAAUGAUCCACUAUCAACGUUUCGUGCCACAAGUACUCAUUCGUUUCGAAAAAUAUUACCAACACAGGAAAGUCGUCAAAUAAUUCAUCCAACCGAAUCAAUGAAUAUUAAAAUAAAACAAUCAUCAGAAAUUCCAAUUAUUGACACAACAGAAAUUUUAAAUCACAACGAGAAGGACAAAACGAAAAUUAUAUACGACGAAGAUGAAAUAAUGGAAUUUUCCGAUUUUACUGGUAAAAAUUCAGAAACAAAUAGAACUGAAAAAGAAAUAAUUAAUUCCGAUUCAGAAACAACAUUAAGCAUUGAACAUCUUUUGAGCCCGACAAUUCAAACUGAAAUAGAGUCCAAGGAAGAGACAAACAAAUUUUUGGAACAAUCAAAAGAAAGAAUACAAUUGGAAAAUAAAAUUCCACACUCCGAACAGGACGAUGAUAUCAAUAGCAGUAAAGAGUCAAAUUCUUUUGAAAUUGAAUAUCAAAAUGACGAUAUAAAAAUUCCUAAUUCUGAAAAUAGAAAAAUGUUCAUAAACACUGAUACAAGUAAUUCAUACGAGGAAAACGAUUCAAUUAGUCAAGAGAAAAAAAAAGAAUCAACAAUUUUAAAUCAUCGAAAUGAUGAUGAAAUUUAUUUUGAAAUGGAACCAGACGCAAGAGCAGAAAUUCUUGAAUUAUUUAAUUCAGGCACAUCGGCAACAAAAUUAGAAAUUCUUUUAAAAGCGAGAAAUAUGAGUAUCGAUGAUUUAAUAGCCCUAAGAGAAAGAGGCUCAAGUCAUCUUCAUUUAGCUCAAGUCUCUCAAAAUAAAUUCAAAUCAUCAUUAAAAAAUGAUGAAAUUCCCACAGAGGUGAAAAUUAUUAAACCAGAUUGUCCUCCAAAUCACGAUAUCAAAGAAUUCAUUGAAUGGAUGAAGGAGAAAAAAGAAAUUAAAAAUGAACCACAAAAAGAAAUUCUUCAUAUUAAAGAAUUCGAAACCCUACCACCGGUUUGGUCAACAAACUUUGGAAAUUCUCAAGAAAUAAUUGAACAAAAAAUCAGUGAGGAAAAAAAUAAUUCUAAAGAAAUUAAUUUAGAUACUGAAUUUAAUUCACAACGUGAAAUUAAUUUAGAAAUAAAUGAUGAUUUUAUGAAUAUUUUAUCACAUUUCAAAUCGUCGGAACCUUAUAAUAAUGAGGAGAAUUCAAAAGUUUAUACAAAUAAAGUGCCAUCGUUGAUAAAUUUAUCGGAAAGAAAAAAUAAUACAGUGAUACCAAUUGAAGAUGGUCAUGUACGUGAAAUUGUGAGCGAUAUUUCGAAUACUUUUAAUAAUAUUUUUAAAUUAAAUAACGAGGAAGGUGGUAAUGAGGAAAAACAUUCAAUUUCACGCGUUAGAACAAGUAUAAUUGUCAGUGGCGCAAUACUUGGUGUUACUAUUAUUGUUUUUCUUGGUAUUUUCAUUGUUUGUCGUGCACGUCAAAAGAAAAAAUAUACGUACAAUAAUACAUUUUCAAGAGCCGUUUUUCAAAGUCCUGUAUUGGCGGCAAGAAAAUUGUCAAAUACCAGUAGUUUAAAUACAAUAAUGGUAAAUGUUGUUGCCACAUCGACAACAAAAAGGCCUGAAAAAUCUGGUUAUCAUGAAAAUGAUGAUGAUUUUGAUAUUAAAAGUGAAAUAGAACAUGAUUCACUUGAUGCAAAUGAUAGCUGGGAAACGAUACCUGAUUUUAUGAAAUAAAUUUCUAAAAACGUGUUUUAAAAAAAAUAAAAAAAAAAACAAAUAAAAAA
Messenger RNA from Leptopilina boulardi, 3786 nucleotides. RefSeq lists its product as uncharacterized. Bases 770 to 3736 code for a protein of 988 amino acids. Lineage: Eukaryota; Metazoa; Arthropoda; Insecta; Hymenoptera; Figitidae. The record is from RefSeq and is a predicted model, not a curated record. The transcript has 2 exons.